Penicillium longicatenatum is the source of this 492-nucleotide messenger RNA. RefSeq lists its product as uncharacterized. The record is from RefSeq and is a predicted model, not a curated record. Lineage: Eukaryota; Fungi; Ascomycota; Eurotiomycetes; Eurotiales; Aspergillaceae. The transcript has 3 exons. The coding region runs from base 1 to 492 and encodes 163 amino acids.
AUGUGUGCGGCAACGUACGACUUUCUCCUCGCCGCUAUUAUAAUUUGUCUUGGGAUAAACCCAAAGAUUGGAUCGAGGCAGACUCUAUCUCCGGGUAUUGAUCCGGAUGCAUACGAUGGUCGCCGAGAUUUACUUAAGGCAUUAGAAGAGUCUUAUACCAUCUGGACCGAUUGGCGCACCGAAACGCACAAGGCAGGUGUGGUGUUUGACGUCGUGAAAUCUGUCCUGAAGAGAGUCAGAGAACACCGAACAACGAUGCCAUUGAAUGGCAAUGACCAAUCAGAAUCGGUUGAAUCACCACACACCGAGCCUGCCAAUACUGAGCAAAUAUUUGAGACCACAUGUCCAUCAAUUUCCUGCACCACUGCAAAGAGCGACUUCCCUCUUCACCCCACCACAGAUAUUGAGACCGAGUCACCGUUAUCGACAGACAUGCUUGCGGAUAUCGUCGAUCUGAAUGGCGUAAUUGACUGGAGUGAUGGUGGAGUUUGA